GGGCGGGCGGCGGGGGAGCCCCGGGCUGAAGCCUGCGGUCGGCCCGAUGUGGCGCAGGUCGGUGCCGAGCGCUGAGGAGGGAUUAGAAGAUGGUGCGUGAGGCUGCGCGUUGGCUCCCUGGGCGAAGGGGCUGUUCCGGGGCUCGGCCCGCCGCCUGCCCGAGAGGUGCGAGGGGUUAGGCCGGGAGGCGCAGCCAUGGAGGGCUCGGGCGAUUCCGCCCGGGCCGUGGCCGACUGGCGCCUGGCCGUGGGGACCCUGUGCUCCGUGCUGCUGCCCGUGCUGAUCACGGCGUGGUGCAGCUUCCAGCGGUCCCGGCGGCAGCUGCUGAUCCGCGACAUCUUCCGCAAGAGCAAACACGACUGGCACUACACGGACCUCUUCGGGCAGCCCUCGUACUGCUGCGUGUGCGCCCAGCACAUCCUGCGCGGCGCCUUCUGCGGCUGCUGCGGGCUGCGCGUCAGCGAGCGCUGCCUCAAGAAGGCGGACCAGCGCUUCCUCUGCAAGGAGAUCAUGAUGAGGGGCACGGCGGGAGCCCCCAGCUCCAUGCCCCACCACUGGAUCAGGGGCAAUGUCCCUCUCUGCAGCUGCUGCAUAGUCUGCAAACAGCAGUGCGGCACGCAGCCCAAGCUCUGCGACUACAGGUGUGUAUGGUGUCAGUACACUGUGCAUGAUGAAUGCAUGGUGGAUUGUUUGAGGACUGAGGAUUGUACAUUUGGAGAAUUCAAAGACUUAAUUAUUCCGCCCUACUAUUUGUCUGCAAUCAACCAGAUGCGGAAAGAGAAAAGAACCAGUUAUGAAAAGGUGGUCCCUUAUGACAGGAAACACUGGAUGCCAGUAAUGGUGCUGGCUAAUACUCGCAGUGGAAACAACAUGGGUGAAACUUUACUAGGGGAAUUUAAAAUGCUGCUGAACCCUGUUCAGGUUUUUGAUCUCAGCAAAAUUGGACCUGCUAAAGCUCUCCAGCUCUGCACUUGGCUGCCUUGCAACUCUGUCAGGGUUCUGGUCUGUGGUGGGGAUGGCACAGUGGGCUGGGUCCUGGAUGCAAUUGAUGAAAUGAAGAUAAAGGGGCAAGAACGAUAUAUUCCACAAGUUGCAAUUUUACCUCUGGGAACAGGGAAUGACCUGUCUAAUACACUGGGCUGGGGUGCAGGUUAUGCUGGAGAAGUCCCUGUAGAGCAGAUCUUACGAAAUGUCAUGGAGGCAGAUGGAGUCAAACUAGACAGAUGGAAGGUUCAAGUAACAAACAAAGGAUACUACAACUUAAGAAAACCAAAGGUAUUCACAAUGAACAACUACUUCUCUGUAGGACCUGAUGCUCUUAUGGCUUUAAAUUUCCAUGCCCAUCGUGAGAAAACUCCCUCUCUGUUUUCCAGCAGAAUCAUCAAUAAGGCUGUUUAUUUUUUUUAUGGAACCAAAGACUGCUUAGUACAAGAAUGUAAAGAUCUUAACAAAAAGGUUGAGCUAGAGUUGGAUGGUGAGAGGAUUGAGUUGCCCAAUUUGGAAGGCAUCAUUGUGCUGAACAUUGGAUACUGGGGAGGUGGCUGCAGGCUCUGGGAAGGAAUGGGGGAUGAACCUUAUCCCUUGGCGAGACAUGAUGAUGGACUUUUGGAAGUUGUUGGUGUUCAUGGUUCUUUCCACUGUGCCCAGAUCCAGGUGAAACUGGCAAAUCCUGUUCGCCUGGGGCAGGCACACACAGUGAGGCUGAUCCUGAAGAGCUCCAAGAUGCCGAUGCAGGUGGAUGGGGAGCCCUGGGCACAGGGGCCCUGCACUGUCACCAUCACUCACAAGACCCAUGCUCUGAUGCUGUACCACUCUGGGGAGCAGACAGAUGAUGAUGAUGCCUCCAGCCUGUCAGAGUGACACCACACCACAGGAGCUGGAUAAAGACCUGGAGAUUUUGUGGAAUUUCAGCAAGGAACUUCAGCUCAUUAAAGCACUGAUGUCUGAUCUAGAUUGAUGUUUAUGCACUAAGGGUCAUACUUGUGAAUGAAUUAGAGCUGAGGAAAAAGCCAUCUUUUGCACUCAUGGAAAUUUUCACAGCUGAAUUACCACAACUGUUUUGCUUUUGACUUGGUGGGGAUGCCCUCCAACCUUUCCAGCUGGGGUGUGUUCCUCUAAUGGCUGAAAAGGGACAGAUGCUGCAACCCUUCCUUGCUGUGGUAUCAGGUCUUCUGCACAUACACAGUGCAGUGUUUCAGAGAGUUGUUUCAUACCCUUGGAAAGGAGAACAGCUGGGGGUUUGACCUGCUUCCACCUGCCCCAGAGCAGUUCCAGAGCAGAAAACCAGACCAAGCAGUAUGUGGGUUGGUGUUCUGACAGCAGCCUGUUCCUGGCUGCCAUCUCUGCUUGGGAGCAAGAGGAGUAACUCUGUCACCUGCUUGUGCAAUGCAUUUCUAAUAAGCUUCACUGGGAGAGUAGAGGAUCUGGGAGCUCUGAGGAAGGUACUCAGCAAGAAAAUUGCUUUUGGACCAAAGGUUUCUGGAAACGAUAUUUAGGAAAUGACCUUUUUCAGUGAUUUUGCAAGCCAAAGUGUACCCUGAGAUCUUGAGUCCCAACAUACAACUCAAAAUAAUUGUACCAUGACUUGCACUGAAUGAUCCUGUGACUUGACUUUGCUUCAGUUUGGUGAGAGACUAAUUCUAGUUAUUGUAAAUAGCAGCAUCAUAGUUCUUGGGGAGGCUUUUCAGAGGAAAACUUGGACAAAGUAGCAUCUUUUUUAGCUGUUUAGAGGAAAGGGUUUUAAAGAAAAAAUGAUGAUUGGCAAAUGUGGAGUAUUUUUAAAAGACUUGUUAAAGAACUUGGCUCAUAAUUAUCUGAGAAUGAUUGAUAGUAAGUCAGUCUGUUAACUCAAUUUUAGGUGUGGGGGUUGAGAGCUAAGUGUGCAGAGGUGGCAUUACUGUGUAUAAUUUGACUGUGGUGAAAAAAGCAUGGAAGUAUUUGUUUUCUGACUGGCUCUUAGGGGGUCAGAGAUACCUUGUUGGUUACCCUCAUUUCCCUUAUGGAUAUAAGUGGGGAAAAAAUGAGUGGUUGAUGCUGGUAGUGAAGGUUCAGAACACCUGCAGCAGUACACAGGGACUGUCAGCUUGGCAUAUCUGAAGCUUCUCAGGUUAAAAGCUUCUCAGGUGAAAACAUCUUCAUGGUUAAUAAAAGAUCUUAUUCCUGUUCUUUUUAUUGUAAGAAUUACAAGCCUGCAGCAGGUGAGAACUGAGUUGAGGUUUAAAAUACCUCACUGAGUAAAUUCAGUUUAGUUACUGAAGGUGCUCUUCCAGGUAGGAAGAGAAUUUAUCCUGUGUAAGCCAAGAUCAUAAGAACGUAGAGCGUUGGUCUGAACUUUGAAUGUUGCUGCUUUUGCCAUCCCCCAUUUUUAAAUUUUUUUUUCUUUCCACUGACUGAAAAUGAGACCACUGGGUAAAGUAGGCUGUGUUUCUAGGUUUUUUUUAAUGAAACCAUUUUUCAAAAACCUGUAAAAUGAUGUUUGCAUUAGCGGUGAACGAUCUAUUUAUAUUUUAAAAUAAUUUAUUGAAACUUGGCAAAGUCAGUAUUUUUAAAACUUUCAACUGUAAUCCUCUUUGGAAAGUAUUUUUAACUUGAUGGUGUUCCUUGUAGAAAAUGUAUGUACUAGAACUUCAAUACUACUGAUUCUCAGUAAAUCUAUAGCAGUCUGAAAAUGUGAUUAGAAUGUAAUGAACUGUAAAGCAGAAGCCAUUUGUAAAUUCCAUAUUCAUUAGCCUUAUACACCUCAUUUUAAUUAUUUUAUUGUAUGUAAAUAUAGAUGAAAAAUAAUAGUAAAACAUAUGUAAAAAGUGUUUAAAAUACCCCAAGUACACUAUGUUAGAUGAAUCCAUUACCUUUUUUUUUAGUUAAGAACUUAAAUUUGUAUUAGCUUCAGAAAUCUACCAGUUAAGUUAUUAUUUUUUUAAUAACUUGUAACCAUCAGCAUCCUGAAAGUAUUUAAGUUCUAUGCUGUAGUUCUUAUGUAGCUGUUGUUUACAACAAAGGAGGAAUCUGUGGAAAAGCAGGGUAUGUGCUGUGAAAGGCAAUAUUUGAAAUCACACCACUUUAAACUAUUCAUAAACUUUAAACUACUCAUAAAGCAGUUUAGACUUCUCUGAAGUUGAUCAGAUGGUGAUUCAAAUUGUUUUAUAGCCCAAGCCCUUCAACUGUUGAAAAACUUCACUCUUUUGACUCCUGACAUCUAGAAAAGAAAUAAUUGAUGCCUAGUUUGGAAGUCUCCCUGUGUGACACAGUGGGGGCUGUUUGUGCUCCCUCUCUUCAUCUUGCCAGGAGUGCAAUCCAAGGUGUGAAAUACUCUGGGAAAGGUAAAUCCAUCAUUCCUGCUGGAGAAAUGAAAUAGCAUCUAGCUGGGUGCUUGUUUGGGAAAACCCCUGCUAAAUGGCCUUGUUUUUGGAGGUGAAGAAGUUUGUGUCUCACCAAUGGACUCUAAGUGGAAAUGUGGCUGUGGUGGCUAUGGGGAAGCCUCUUGUGAAAUUCUAUUUAUGGUUUAGAGAACAUUCUCUAAGGUUGAAUGUCCAUUGUGACUCUGUAGCUGUCAUAUGUGUGGCAAAAAAAGGUCUUGUAAAACAGCUCUGGAAUCUCUGGGAAGCCUUGCUGUUUCCAGCUGUUCUUUGAUUUCAAUGUGUCCUCUUCUCCGGUGUGUUGCAAGUUGGGUUAAAGCUUGUUUUGAAUGAUUUUGAUGGAGCUGUUUCCAGCCUUAGCCCAAAUUUGGCGUCAGCAAUGGGCUCCCAGAUUGUCUGGCAGCAGGGAAUGGAUUUGGCUAAUUGGUAACAGAGCUGGAGCUGCCCAGUGCUGUGGUGUGCAUUGUGAAUGUGAACUCCCCCAUGCUUUUUAAAUGUUGUAGGUGCAUAGAGCACCCUUUCAAACAGCUACUCCAUCCAGGGAGUUACUCCUUCUAGGUUGGAACCCUGGAAAUUACCACAGUAUAUUCUCUGUCUGGGAGAGGGGAUUCUGCAGCUGGAGCUCCUGUCCUUCACUGGAGAGUUUUUAUUUAUCCUGUAAAUCAUAAACAUUGGAAAAAUAGAGAAAACAAUAUUUCAAAAAGACAAAUAACAAAUUGUUUCUUCUGUCAGUCGUCAUUUGUGUAAAAUGUACAGGGUAAACAAUAGCAUUGAUUGUCAAGCACUUAGAAAUGAGUUUAUAAAGUUUAUUUUUAAUUUGUAUUGCUGCAUUCAGUAGUUUAACUGAAGUUUGGUCAGAUUCUGAUAACUUUCUUUACUGUAGGUUCUCAGUCCUGUGACAGGCAAUACAAAAAACAUAAAUCUGCAUGGAGAGCCUUUCUGUGGGUCAGCUCCUUGCCUGCUCACACUGUACUUGUUUACUCCCAUUGGGAGGAUGUGCUGGGUAUUUUUAUGUGCACAGAACCUCCUGUCAAAGGCUUUGUCAGACAAGAAAAUUGGAAUGGCUUCACACAGCUGUUCUUGGCCCAGUGACCCACCUGUUCGGCUUUUCCAGUCACCUCACCACCAGGACUCCAAAGGUUCCCCAAAACCCCUGGCUUAUAUUGAAAGUGCAAUCUUUGUUCUUGCUGCUGGGGAGGAACGUCCCUGUUCUCCACAGGUUCUGAGAACAGAUCCUUAAAGGGUUUGGUUUCAGUCUGGCCAGUUCCUUCUGGUUCUGUGCCACAUUGCACUGAGGCUUUUACAGUACGUGUUACUGUAUCCCACUGGUAAAAUAAAAAAGCACUGCACCUUUAGCUGUGGUCAGCACAAUGGCAUCAGUGUUAGAGUAGUUACUGGUUUUUACUUGGCAGCAAAUGCUUUUGGUAGAGCAGCACUGUAACCCAGUCUGUGGGGAAGAGCAGGACUUAAAAAUCUGUAUGUAUUCUAACUGAAAAUCCUUUUUAUGUCUGUAUUUCUUAUUGACUACUAGCAGUUUUCUUCCUUUUGGAAAAUAAAAAAGUCUUCAGUUGGAAUUAAAUUAGGCUGUCUUCAGAUUCAAAAAUACUGAUUCUGUUGAAUGUCAACCACUUCAUUAAAAUGCUGGUUUCUUCUCGGAAGUAAGAGGUGCUUCUUGAACACAGGGAUGAGGCAGCAGAGACCACUUCUUUCUGUAGUAAUUCGGUAAAUGGAAAGAAUUUACACAUUCUUUAUUUCAGCAAUGUUGAGGCCACAGUUCCAAAGCAUGACAUGAUCACAAUUUGUUACCUAAGAGUGCUGAAUACCCAAUUCAGGCUUUGGGCAUCUCAGGGAGAUACUUCAAGCUGGAAUAAAGCCACAUGCCUUGACUAAACCUAGUUAUGUUGUGCAGAUUGAGCUUAGCUGAGGACCUGGCCCUUAACUGUUCAGAAGUAUUAAUGUAUUCAAAAUUGUACUUUUUAUUACUGUCCUGUGCUGUGUCCCCCUACUGCUGUAUGUAAUUAAUUCUUUGCAUUGUUUCAUUUGCAACUUGUUUAUAGAUUUCAGUAUAAAAAUAGUUUUCUUUUUAAGAUUAUGUAGGAACUUAUAUUGUAUGUGAGUUUAUUGCAUUCUGUACCUUCAAGGUUUACAUCCCUCAAAAGCCAUUUUGUCUGCUACAAAAUCUGCUGUAAUCCUUUGAGCACCUCCAGCCAUCUUUCUAGGCUUUUUGUAGUUAAACAGAACGGAUUUUUAUUUUUGUAGCUUGUAACUUCAGUAUGCAUAGUAAUUGUUUAGUAAGUAGUGAUCAGAAUACUGUAAAAAUGUUGCUUUUAAGAGCUGUAACUUUAAAUUAGUAGUAGCUACUUACAAGAAAAUAUCAGCAUGUUAACAGUAUAAAAAAAUAUUCUUCAGUUUCACAUGCUGUGAUUCUGCCACAUGGGGUUUAUAUCGAAUGUGUUUGUUUGUAUGUUCUAAAGUGGCACUAAACAAGGGAAGUAAGAGCCUAAAGUGCAAGAAAUAGGUCAGAAAUACAUUUUAUAACAUUUGAAGCAAUUCUCAAUUGACAAAGGUGACAUUUGGGGUUCAGUAUGUUUUUUUAUUUGCCACUGAGCAGUAAGAAAGGAGUGAUCAGUGGACUCUUGGCAGAUCAGUUGUUUCCUUAUGGUGUAGUUUGAGAUCUGUAUUAAGUGCCCAAAUGUCUGUGCCAUUCCUGCCCCUCAGAGAGCAGAACCCCAGAGCAAACCCCCCCAGCUUGCAGCUGUACAGUGUGUGAGAUCUUACUUGCCAUGAAAGAACCAGUUAGCAUGAUCUUGAAUCUCCAAAAUAAAUAUUUAGAUCAAAAUUGGCAAAUUUUUCCUUGGCAUCAAGCCAUGCUUUCAAACCCCAAACUGGUUUUCCUUUGGUUUUGAAGAGAAGGCAGGCUGAAAUGGGAGGGCAAGGAGGUAAUCCUGUAAAAGUCUCUGUUAAAAAAGCUGUCUGGUUUAUUUGCUGCAGAGGCACAGUGAGUGUGCUUUUGUCUCAAAAACAUUUGUGAUAGUUGGUGCAGUCGUUACAUGGGCAUGAUAUGGUCAUUUGGGUCAGGUUCUGAACUGCCCUGUUCUGUGGUUACUUCACACAAGGAAACUGAAAACUUCAGCUGGUUGUACCAUGGCCUCUCUGGGACUUAACACUCCCAGAAGGGCUCUGUUGAGAAACAUCUGCUCCAUAUUCUUCAUAAAAACUUGUAAAUACAGAUUUUUCACAGCACUGGCUCUGUUGCUGUUAGAUGAAUUUCCUAAUGCAUCUGUUUGUCUUGUUAUUUGUUCUGUAUUUCUCUGUAUGUAGAUUUAAGGGUAUGGA
Molecule: messenger RNA, 7691 nt
Organism: Ficedula albicollis (Collared flycatcher)
Lineage: Eukaryota; Metazoa; Chordata; Aves; Passeriformes; Muscicapidae
Gene: DGKE
Product: diacylglycerol kinase epsilon
Exons: 11
Coding region: 196-1860 (554 amino acids)
Molecular function (GO): ATP-dependent diacylglycerol kinase activity
Source: RefSeq, a predicted model, not a curated record